AUGGGCCGGCGUCUGGUGGCGGAGGGGGCCUUGCGGCGGCUCUUGCGGUGUGAUGAGCGCGCGGAGCUUGCGCGCCUGCGGGGCGCGGCGGAGAUGGCGCUGGAGCGCUUGGGCUCCGGUUCCGCCACCGCCUGCCAGCUGCUGGAGGGCAUCUCCGAAGUGGGCCUCCUCUGCGUAGAGCUGGCGGAGGAGGUGGGGGUGGAGGAGGCCGCGGAGCCGCUGUGCGACGCGCUGUGUGCCGUGGGGGCACUGUUUGCUGCGCCGGAGGAGGCGGCUGCACCGCAGGACCGAAGUAUCGACCGCCUGAAGUUCGAGCACCGCUCUGGGACCGCCAGGUUCCUGGAGCCCUUGGGCGCGGCGCUGGAUGGCCUGGUGCUGGACAUUUCCCAGAGCCUGGCCCGGGCCGAGGAGCAGCUGCGGUGGCAGCUCUCGCCCUUGGCGCUGCAGGGCGAGGCUGCGGCGGCCCGACGCUUUGAGGCGAUCUGCGCGGUGUGCGCGUGGCUUCUGGCGAUUGCGGCGAGGGGCUCCGGGGGUCGCUUCACUGCUGAGAUGCUCUGGGACUUUGCCAACGAGGACGCAUUGAGCGCGGUGGUCUUCGCCAAAGGCGCGCUCUGCUUCCAGCAAGGCCCGGAAGAUGCUGAUGUUCCAGUGCCGGAAGAUCUGCCGGAGCUGCGGGAUGCCGCGCUGGGGGCGCUGCUGGGGCUUUGCGCCCACGGCGUCGCCUUUAGGGAUUGCUUGGAUCCAGAGGAGAACAUCGACAUCUCCAUCCGGAACGAACAGCUGGCGUUACACCGGGCGACGGUGGCGGCGGCGGCAGCGCGCCAGCAGCUUAUGCCCUGCCUGCUGGCCUACCCCUGGGCCACCGGCCUCACGGGACCUGAGCGGCUGCCGGAGCUGGUUGGCUUCCUAAGGGAGACCCUGGACUCCGGGUCCUUCCCGCGCUGGAGCCCCUUCCUGGAGUCUCUUGGCGCGGACGUGGACGCCUGGCGCGCGGAGGUCCGCGCCUUCGCGCCGCGGCUCUGGGAUUUGGCGGACCUGGCGCCGCCCAAACGCGGCGUGCUGAGAGACCUCGCGGCGUUGGCCAAGUCGGCGCCUCCCUCGGAGGAGCCGUGCCUCCGGCUGCUGUCGCGGUGCUUGGGCUUUGCCUCCGGAGAUCCGGAGGCGCUGGCGGCGUUGCUGAGCCUGGCGCAGGCAGCAGGCAUGCGGCCGGGAGGCGAUGCCCUGAGCGCGGUGCUGGCGCACCUGGACGACGCCCAGCGCCAGGCCGUGGCGAGGCGCCUCACUGCGGAGGAAGCCCAGGCCUGGGCCCCCGCGCUUCGCGAGGCGCCGCCUGAGCCGCCCUCCGCGCCGAGGGCCAUCGCUGAGCCGCAGAGACAGGACCUUCGGGCGUUGCUGGCAGAGGCGCCGGCGCACUUCUGCUGCCAGCUGGACGGGCGUUUGCUGGUGGACCCGGUCCGCACGCCCUGGGGCCACCUCUGCGAGCGCUCGGUGCUCGCCAAAGCUCUGGAGGGAGGCAGCUGCCCCUUUACCGGCGCGCCGCUGCAGCUGGCUGAGUGCCAGCGCGACGCUGAUCUCCGGAAGCAGAUCCGGGAAUGGGUCCGAAGCCGGCCCGGCGAGAAAAGGGUACGCUGCGUGCGCGGCGAGCCCAAGACGGCGCUGCAGAAGUACGUCAUUGUGCUCACCUUGGCGUCCCUGGGCUGCGACACCUUCUGGUUCGACUUUGACUCGGUGUGGCUCAAGAACCCUGUGCCUGCGCUCAAGCGGGCGGAGGCGGCCGAGGCGGCGCGCGCCGUGCAGGAGAAGAGGGCUGAGGCGCUGCUUUUGUCGGCCAUUGACUUCGACUCCAAGAACUGCGCCAUGAACGCCUUCUUCCUGCUGCGCCCGUCCCGUGGUCGGGCCGUGGCCUGGCUGCUGUCGCUUUUGGACUGGAUCUACAAGCGGCCCUAUGUGCACGACCAGCUGGCCUACAGCCUCUUCCUGGGCGCGACGCCCUUGGUGGACGAGGAGCCGCUGCCGCAGCCGCCGGUUUGGGCGCCGCUGGACCCCAACAUCUUCGCCAACGCCGCGCGUUUCGAGGGCCUCGGCUUCUCCUCCGAGGUGGAGGACUUGGUUCUGUUCCACUUCUUCGAUGGCAAGGUGCUCAAUCGCACGUGA
Molecule: messenger RNA, 2154 nt
Organism: Effrenium voratum
Lineage: Eukaryota; Dinophyceae; Suessiales; Symbiodiniaceae
Source: the annotation of a GenBank genome assembly